AUGGCCCCUUCCCCCGUUUACAUCCUCUCGGCGGUCCGCACGCCGGUGGGCAUGUUCCAAGGCUCGCUCGGCAGCCAGACCGCCAUUCAACUCGGAGCCCACGCCAUCAAGUCCGCGGUGGAGCGAUCGGGCAUUGCACCCACGGAAGUGGAAGAAGUCUUCUUCGGUAACGUCCUCUCCGCCAACCUGGGCCAGAACCCGGCCCGACAAUGUGUCAUCCACGCGGGCCUGCCCGAGUCCACGGAAGCCACGACGAUUAACAAGGUCUGCGCCUCGUCCAUCAAGGCCAUUUCCUUGGGCGCGGCCACCAUCCUCACCGGCGAGGCCGAUGUCGUGGUCGCGGGCGGCACCGAGAGCAUGUCCAACACCCCCCACUAUCUGCCCAACAUGCGGCUGGGGGCGAAGUUUGGCGAUCAAAAAUUGGUGGAUUCGGUGUUAAAAGACGGUCUGACGGAUGCCUACAAGAACGAGCACAUGGGUCUGUCGGCUGAGGAAUGUGCCGCGGACCACGGCUUUGGCCGACAAGAGCAGGAUGACUAUGCCAUCCGGAGCUACAAGAAAGCCAUUGCUGCAGACGAGGCCGGAUGGUUCCGCGAGGAGAUUGCUCCCGUCACCAUCAAAGGGACGCGAGGGAAGCCCGACACGGUGGUGGAGAAGGAUGACGAGCCCAAAAAGUUCAACGAAGAGGCCACCCGCAAGCUUCGACCCGCCUUCAAGCCCGAGGGCGGUACCGUCACCGCCGCCAACGCCUCUCCUCUCUCCGAUGGUGCCGCAGCGGUGGUGCUCGCCAGUGAGGCCUACGUCAACAAGCACAACCUCAAGCCCAUUGCCAAGAUUCUCGGCUGGGGUGACGCCGCACAGAGUCCCUCCAAGUUCACCACCGCACCGGCCCUGGCCAUUCCCAAAGCCCUCAAACAUGCCGGGCUCAAACAGGAGGAUAUCGAUGCGUGGGAGAUCAACGAGGCCUUUUCCGUCGUCGCCCUCUCCAACAUGAAACUGCUGGGUCUCAGCGAGGACAAGAUCAACAUCCAUGGUGGUGCCGUUGCAUUGGGUCACCCUCUGGGAGCAAGUGGUGCUCGGAUUGUCACAACAUUGAUUGGUGUUCUCCGCGAGAAGAAGACCAAGAUUGGCUGUGCCGGAAUCUGCAAUGGGGGCGGUGGUGCCAGCGCCAUUGUCAUUGAGCGUCUCGAUUGA
Ramularia collo-cygni is the source of this 1194-nucleotide messenger RNA. Its product is annotated as probable acetyl-CoA acetyltransferase. Lineage: Eukaryota; Fungi; Ascomycota; Dothideomycetes; Mycosphaerellales; Mycosphaerellaceae. The transcript has a single exon. Gene Ontology annotation, biological process: fatty acid beta-oxidation; ergosterol biosynthetic process. Gene Ontology annotation, molecular function: acetyl-CoA C-acetyltransferase activity. The record is from RefSeq and is a predicted model, not a curated record. Bases 1 to 1194 code for a protein of 397 amino acids.